Messenger RNA from Rhipicephalus microplus (southern cattle tick), 1194 nucleotides. RefSeq names its product LIM/homeobox protein Lhx9-like. Gene Ontology annotation, molecular function: RNA polymerase II transcription regulatory region sequence-specific DNA binding; DNA-binding transcription factor activity, RNA polymerase II-specific. The record is from RefSeq and is a predicted model, not a curated record. Gene Ontology annotation, biological process: regulation of transcription by RNA polymerase II; neuron differentiation. NCBI's taxonomy places the organism in Eukaryota, Metazoa, Arthropoda, Arachnida, Ixodida, Ixodidae. Gene Ontology annotation, cellular component: nucleus.
AUGAUCGUGAGCAGGCCAAGGAGCCCCCCACAGCGCGAGCUCGCCUCUUCACCGUCGCUGGAGCCGGCGGACCUGAAGCAAGGCCUGUGCCAGCGUCGCGCCCUGGACCAUGGUUUCGACGCACUCCUAGCCUGCGCCGCCUGCCGGGGACCCAUCAGGGAACGCUUCUACUUACAGGCUUUGGACCAGCCUUGGCAUACGGGAUGCCUCCGUUGCAGCCUUUGCGGCACAGGCCUGGAUUCACAGGCGUCUUGUUUUGCGCGAGAAGGUCGUAUAUACUGCAGGGACGACUACCUCAGGGCAUUUGUACGGUGCUGCGCGUGUGGCGCGGCGCUAUCCCCUCGUGACCUUGUGAUGCGAGUCCGUGGAGGGCUGGCCUUCCACGUCAGCUGCUUCCGCUGUGCCAGCUGUUUAUGCCCGCUGCUCAAAGGGGACGUCUACGGCAUGCGGGACAACAGCGUCUUCUGCAAGCUACACUUCCAGGACACCGCAGAAAGUGAGAGAAACCGAAACAAGCGCAUGCGCACCUCCUUCAAGCACAGUCAGCUGCGCGCGAUGAAGGCCUACUUUACUGUCAACCACAACCCGGACUCCAAGGACUUGAAGCAGCUGUCUCUUCGCACGGGCCUCAGCAAGAGAGUGCUACAGGUGUGGUUUCAGAAUGCACGAGCCAAGUGGCGCCGAAACCUGCUGCGUCAAGCGAGCCACGGACCCGAGAUUGCCCAGGACUCGAGUCCUCUCCAGGAUCUUGGCGCCACCAUCACGCUAGAGGAGCAGACUAUACACUCCUAUGCGAAUCUCUUCUGAGGCUCGACCAUGAAAUUUCUCGGAGCUUCUUUGCGAAUAUAGUUAAAUGUCACUGUUUAGAAUACCAUGACUCUGAAUAGCGCAAAUCUCCGUUCUGCAAGAGCAAAGAAUGCCGCGCAAGGUCAUGAAAUCUUAGCUCAGUUUACUGGACGUUUACUGGCACGCGCGCCAUCAAAAAAAGGUGGUGCCCUUGGUAGGCGUCCGGGUUACUAUGCUGUGUGGUCUUGGACGGACGAAAGCUCACGGGAGAAAAGGAAAUCCAGAAUUCCUUUUCGCCAAUUGAAAACCAGGUGUUUUCCCGAUUACACGCCGACAGAUGUCAGCUAAUAAUGUUUAUGCCGAUGGUCCUCACAAUUUCCACCUGUACUCACUCGGGAGGAUUGGCAG